Molecule: messenger RNA, 681 nt
Organism: Naegleria fowleri
Lineage: Eukaryota; Heterolobosea; Eutetramitea; Acrasida; Naegleriidae
Exons: 1
Coding region: 1-681 (226 amino acids)
Source: RefSeq, a predicted model, not a curated record
AUGAUUCCUCAAGUCGCCUUGUAUUUCCUUUUCAUUGGCACUUGGUUCAUUCAACUCUUAACUCUGAUCAUUAUUUCCAUUUUCAAGACACGAGAUUUCUCUUCGUAUCCAUUUCUAACGUUGACUCUCUAUUCCGUAUCAUCCUUGUGUUAUGAUUUAGCCUUUGUGUUGACCAAACCAAUUCCGAUGAAUAUUUCCUUCAUGAAUCGAAUGUUGGAUCAGAUCAUGGUUCGACAAGGACACUAUGAAUUAUUUAUUUAUUUCACAAGCACAAUCAUUACAGUGAUCUAUGAUUAUUAUAUUUAUUAUCAUUUCAAUAAGUCUGAAAAUUUCAAUGAUGAAAGAAUUUUAAAUAAUAAUAGUGCUCAGAAUCAAGGAGAACAACAACAUGUUUCUAUUCCAUCAAGGAAUUAUUUUAAUAUUUUGACAUGGAUCCGAAUGUUACUCAUGAGCACUCUUGUAUUGGCAGUGAAUAUUUAUGGAUGCUAUUUAUUGAACAACACUGCGUACAAGAAUUCAAUAUUUAUUCGAAUACUACCUUUACCACAUGUGAUUCUUCAUGUGAUAUUUUACGUCACAGAAAUGAUUAAAUAUUGUAGAACUCGAGGAAGUGAGCUCUACUUAACUCGAGAAAUUGAACAACGACACCAAGAGAAUCCAUCAUUGAAAAAACAAAAUUAA